This is a messenger RNA of Penaeus vannamei (Pacific white shrimp), 1970 nucleotides long. The record is from RefSeq and is a predicted model, not a curated record. Lineage: Eukaryota; Metazoa; Arthropoda; Malacostraca; Decapoda; Penaeidae.
CCCUUAGCCGAGCGCGAGGUAAACACACCGCAACUCGUCAAACCUUGCGCUCGUCUGCUGCAUUUCGCCGAAUUCUUUCGUUCAAAAUGGCUAAAUGGGGCGAAGGCGAUCCUCGGUGGAUUGUGGAGGAGCGACCGGAUGCCACCAAUGUUAAUAACUGGCACUGGUCCGAAAAAAAUGCCAGUGGUUGGAGCAAAGAGAAGAUUAAGAGUCUGUUUGAGGGCAUGGUGUUGGAGGAACCAGGACUCGCCAAAGUGACCAUCAAGGAAGUGUCCAAGUGUGACGGGGAAGCCAUGGUCAACAAUCGCAAAGGGAAGCUCAUCUUCUUCUAUGAAUGGGACAUCAAGAUGGACUGGGUUGCCAAGAAGGAGGAUGAGCCCAAGAAGGACAUCAAGGGCCACAUCCAGAUACCCAAUCUCUCUGAGGAGAAUGAACCAUGUGAGAUUGAUGUGUCAGUAAGUGUUACAGCUGGAGGCUCAGCCGGGGAUGAUGUGAAGGAGUUCCUGAGAAAGAAAUGUGAGAAAGUGAUACAAUCAAAAGUUGCAGAUUAUAUCACUGCUCUGAAGAGAGAGUAUGCCACUGACUUAAUCCUGCCAACGAAGGGACAGGCUGUGACAAAGCAAAGUAAAACAAUCCUAUCUCCACCUCCUUCUGAGAACUCGCUAUCGGCUAAUGUUACAAAUACUACAAAUAAUAUGCAGAAAAUGGGACUGGGCUGUAAAAUAGACACAUCCCAAAUUACACUGACUGAACGUUUCAAGUGCACCGCUGAUGACAUCUACAGAGCUCUUACUGUGAGGGAGAUGGUGGUUGCGUUCACAAGAGGUGAUGUAAAGCUGGAUCUUGUUAAGGGCGGCAAAUUCGAGUUAUUUGGUGGCAAUAUCUCAGGAGAAUAUGAGAAUCUAGAACCAAACAAGCAAAUUGUACAGAAGUGGCGGUUUAAGACUUGGCCUUCUGGUCAUUACUCAACAGUUACGUUAGAUAUUCAACAAAAAGAAGAUUCUACAGAAGUUCGUCUAACACAGUCUGGUGUCCCAUCUUCUGAUGUUGACAGGACGAAAGAAGGCUGGAAGAACUAUUAUUGGGAUAGUAUUAAACGAACCUUUGGCUUCGGUGCAAUGCUCAUAUGAGGCGCUGCUGCCGUUGCUGUCAUCGUCAUCAUAGUCUGGCGUCAGGUACUCUGCCCUCCCAUGGCUGACACUAAAGUGAUAUUAUUCGUCGAUGAUAUUCGAUAGCAGAGCACCUUCUCUUUCCUACCCGUCAAUUGGGGAGUCAUUCUCUUGGGAAAAACAUGAAGCCAUGUGUUAUUGAUAAUCAUUUUUGUGCAUUUUUCUUAUUCUUUUUUAUCAUGGGAGGUAAAUUUUACCUUCACCAUUCUCAUGUAGAGGUCAGAAUGAAAAGCACAAAACUGGUAAUUUUUAUCAGUUUUGUUAUAAAAUGAAAAGGAUUGGAAAUUCAUCAAUAUCAAGAAUCUUAGAUUAUCCAGAUAAAGGAAACAAACUCUGAUGUAUUUUUAUUAUUUAUUAUUUGUUCUUUUGUUGCCACCAUUAUCGAAUGAGAAUGUAAAUGCUUCAUUGCCCUGAUAAGGUCAUUCAUUGUAAUGGAUAAAUGGUUAAACUCACAAGCUGUAUCUCAUCAGAACAAUAAGUUCAUACAGAUAUUUCAUGUUUUUUCAAUUUUUCUGACUUCUAAUUUUUGUCUUUUUGUCGUGGACAAUAUUCAGGUGAAUUUUAAUUUAUUUAUACAUAUAUUUGAAGAAAAAAAACACCCUGUGAUCAUUGUAUAUGUAGUACUGCAUCAUUUUAGUUACAUCCUUACAAAUGUACUUUUAUAUUUGCAGAAUUAUAGUUUUGAGUAGAAAGUUAUUUCAGACUCACAUUCUCUCCAUGUGUAUAUUUGAAUCUUAUAUUUCUCUCUCUCUCUCUCUCUCUUCUCCUCUCUCUCUCUCUCUCUCUCUCUCUCUCUCUCUC